Cinara cedri is the source of this 26431-nucleotide messenger RNA. The record is from the annotation of a GenBank genome assembly. Lineage: Eukaryota; Metazoa; Arthropoda; Insecta; Hemiptera; Aphididae.
ACAUAGUACCUACCUACCAAAUAAAAAUUUUGCAAAAACUCGUAAAAUUAAAAUGUCUAUAAAUAGCUCAAAAAAUGCUUACGUUUUGAAAAUUUUAUCACAUCUAGAAAAAUAAAUACCAACAAAAUAAAGUACCAAUUUUUAGCUCUAUACGAAUUAUUAAGGAAUUUGGUACUUUUUUGUUCUUUUUUGACUGGACUAUAUAUUAUCACAGAUUAUUGAAAACAAUUUCAUAUUAUUCUGUACAUUAUGUAUAUGUUUGGAGCAAUAUUUCUGAUGAAAAAUAAAAGUCGUACAAAUUGAAAACAAAGAAAUUGGUAACGCCACGGUAAGGUAGGUAUAACAAAUAAAAUUAAUGUCUACUUAUUGUUUAUCUAACGCCUUUGUACCAAUGUUUACGCAGUUUUGGAACCACUGGGCUUUCUUAUCAAAUAUUGCCAGUGAACGUACGUAAUAAAUUAGGAAGUUGGCUUACGGCCGCCAUUUUUCUUUCGUUAUAAAAUAUGUACAGUGCUUGUUAGUCGUUAUCGUCGCUACUCGCUUUUUAUAACUGAAAGUACUCGUGGUUCGUUGUUGUUCCCUUGGUUCGUUAGAAAUUUUCGUGGUAUUUCACGAAUACAUUGACGUUCAAAUUCAGCUGUAAGUUAAGCCGAGACGAUUGUGCUCCGAACCCUCGGUCUGACCGCUUUAACGCGUUUCAUUUGUUGAUUCGACUACGACCGCUUCCUCACAGGUAACGGCAACGGUAUUAUUGCAUACCAAUAAAUUCAUUCGUGUAAAAAUGGCAUUAUACUGAAUAAAAUGUCGUCCUUCAAUCCGCAUACCAUUCAUUCUCCUUCUGGAGAUAGUUUCUCCUCCCGUGCAAUCAAUGUCAGACAACCGUCAGAUGGAAAGAAAGUUGAACAUGCCAGUGCCGAAAUCGCUGCAGGCCGGCAAUAACAAGGCAGACGCUAAAAAACCGUCAGGUAUAUUUACGUCUAAUCAUAAUCUAUUACUAUUUAUUAAAUGUAGCCAGUAUAUAUGUAUGUAUUAUAUUGUGCACAUGUUAACAAUAACAGAAACAUCUAAGCCUAAAACUAAUUAAAAUUUCAUCAAAGUUCUUGUAAUAUCAAUAGAAAGAUUAUUGACAAAUAAUAUUAUCUAAACCAGCUGCACAUUUUCCAACACAGUUCUUUUAACCAAAAUUAUUUGCAAAUUUGUAUCAUUUUUUUUUUUUGUUGUGAUAAAGAUAUUUGAUAAUACGUGUACCAUUAUUGUAAAUUCCAAUUUGACAAGGAUGGAAAAUAUAAGAUUAAUUGUGGUUGGAUAGAGUGGAGAGAAUCAUCAGGCGAUUUAUGUGACAACAGAAUUUUAAUUAUAAACCCUCUUGACGGUUCUUCACAUGUAGGUACCGCUGUUCUUAUUUCAUCCAAAAUUCAGUAUCAUCCUUUUCCUCCUCUCUAAAGCCCUACUAUCCAAGCGAAUUUUAUUUCAAUAACAUUAAAGCAUAUUCCAACAACUAUAGCAGCGGUAUACUGCCCAUCUAGUCCAGUUAUAUCUCAAGCUCAACUAAACUUAAUUUUUUUCUCUUUAGGGAAUAUACAUUGCUUGGGGCGAUUUUCAUGCAAAGCACCGGUUAUGAGGUAGUCACAUUGAAAAUCCCAGAGGUCAUCUAUUCUAUAACACCAUAUAUAUAAUUUUGGUUGUAAAAUUAUUUCUUCAACCGACCCCUCGACGAACCCCAACCGACGAACAUCAAUCCAAUAUUUCCACGCCUUACCCAUCUCUUUUUUUGAUACCACUCAUUCAAAUAAAAUAAAUAGUUUUCUUGACACGCCAGUCCUAAUAUCCUUUCCUAUAAGACACAUUUCACCAAUUGAAAUCACAAAUGAAAUACAAAGACACAAAUCCAAUAAAUCCUUAGGUUAUGAUUUAAUCACAAAUAAGAUUUUCAAGUUUAUUCCUAAGAAAAACAUUUUCUUUUAACUUUUAUAUACAGUGCCAUGUUACGAUUAUCCUACUUUCCUGUAAUAUGGAAAUUAUCCAUAAUCAUACUCAUAUAUAAAUCAAGUAAAUCUACCAACGUAACCUCUUCAUACAGACCUAUAAGUCUACUCCCAGUACUCUCUAAGUUUUUCGAAAAACUUGUUCUGAAAAGGAUUAAACCUAUAAUGAAGUUAAAAAACAUCAUCCCCAAUGCUCAAUUUGGCUUCCUGGCUUGCCACUCCACAAUCCAAUAAUUGCACAGAUUAGUUGACCAAAUUGCUUCCUCAAUCGAAAAAAAAAAGGAUAUUGUCCAGGAGUUUUCUUGGAUGUAGUACAAGCAUUCAAUAGAGUUUAGCACAGUGGCCUACUUUUCAAGUUAAAACUUUUUUCUUGCUCCCCUUUACCUAAUAAUUCACUUAUACUUUGAAAACCAUUCCUUUGUUGGGCGUCAAGAUAACUACUUCUCUUCCAUUUUUCCUAUUCAAGGAGUCCCUUAAGGGCGUGAUUUGUCUCCUGAUAUCUUUAAUAUAUUUACAUCCGAUAUCCUCCAAACUAUUGACAUUAUUCUAUAUACUCAUGCCGACAAUUCAGCAAUUUUAUCUUUCAAAAUAGAUCCCACUGAUGCUUCCCUAGCACUUCAGCACCACUUAAAUCAAAGUGGCAAUUGGUCACUAAAAUAGAAAAUAAAAAUUAACGCCAAUAAGGCUGCUCUUAUUCCUUUUACCAUUAAUAAAACAAAUUUACCACCUCUAAUAUUCCAAGGAGGUUCCUAUUCCAUCACAAACAAGUGUUUAAUAUCUUGGUAUUGUUUUAGACAAAAGACUUACCUGAGGGCCCCACCUUAAAGCAAAAAGAAAGUUAUUAAAUACAAGACUGCAUCCUCUUACGACCAAUACUUAAUUCUAAGUUUCCCUUAAAAAACAAGGUUCUGAUAUACAAAUCUAUGAUUAGGCCUGUCUAGGCUUACGGCUGUCUACGGUGCCCAAAUCUGGGGUUGUGCAAACCAUCUAAAAAAAAAAAUAUCCAAGCUUUCCAGUCAAUUUGCUUCCGCUAAAUUACCUCUGUUCCUUGGUUCGUCAGCAAUCACUCUUCAUAAAGAUCUUUGUAUUAAUACCAUUGACAAUCUAACCAUAGCACACUAUAAACAAAUUUCACUCCAAAUUAUCUCUUCAUGUCAACCCACUCGUCUCAAGUCAAUAUUCUUUUAACAUGCCUGGCAACCUUCCUUGUCACCUUAAAAGACUGUGCUGUGAUAUCCUGAUUUAGGUGUGUAAACCUAAAUCAUAAUUAGGGUCCCAUCACUGGAUGUAGUAUAGAUGAAUACGUUUAUGUGGAUGAGUGAAUUGAUGAUAGAAAAUAAAACAACGGAUGAGUAGAGAAGAGAUAGUUUAUGCAUGGCUUUGAUAGUAGAUAAAAUGAGAGAAAAUAAGCGGAUGAGUUUAGCAUAUUAUGAGGAGAGAGAAAUUUGAAGCAAUAAGAAUUGUAAUAAAAAUAUACAUAGGAGAAAAGGGGUGGUUGGAUGUGAUUGAGACUGGUAUGAGGAUAGUUGUGAGCUAAUGUAUAAGAAGUGGAAGAUUAGAAAGAAGGUUGGCAGACCCCCUAAAAAGUUGGAAUGAAGGUGAAGAAGAAGAUUAAUUAUAAUCAUUAGGAAAAUAUAUUUUAGUUUGUGAUUAUGACUAAUCCAUGUUGUGAACUCUCAUAAAAAUAACUAGAUAAUAAUAAUCUCAUUAUUUUAACUAUGAUAAUUAAUCAUUUUUAAUUAGUGAAAUUUUGAAAAAACAGAAAACUAACUAUAGAUUGGUUUCAUAUUUAAACCUAUGUGGGUACCUAUGAACAAGUACUAAUUAUUUUUGUUAAGGAUUUUUAAAUUGUUUUGUUAUUUUUACCAUAGUUUAAUUUUUCAUUAAACAAGUAAAUGUUUUAUGUUCUGUUUAAACCAAAUCAACUUAAACUAAACAAUUUCUUAGUAGAUACAGAAAACAAUAGAAAUACCUACCUAUAUUAUUUAUUGAAAACGGUUAAUUGGUUCUUGUGAAAAAACAUCAUAUGUGGACAAUCGGCCCACGUCUUAAUUUUAUACAUGUACAAUUGGUCCUGGGGAAAUUUUGUUUUCACAAAUUUGAAAAGGAUAACUAACGACAUAUCAGAAAUAUUCAACAAUAAAAUGCAACAUAUUGUCCAGAUUAAACAUCCAAGUAUUUUUUUGAUUUGAGAAUCUAUACAAAUAAUGAAUUGAACAACAAUGAUAUAUUUUACUAAAAACAAUGAAAAUGUACUUAAUAAUAACUUUAUGAAACCUAUAAGUGAAAAAAAAAUUUUUAUUUAAAUUUAAUUAAAAUAUAAAUUAUUGUUUAAUCACUAUGUUUAACCCAAUGGUUUUUUUUUUUUGUAUAAAUAUACCGAUAGUAAUAAUUUUAGUAUCAUACAGUUCAGUUUAUUUGAUAGAAUAAACACAUACACAUAAUGAGCAUUGGGAAAUAUGUUAUAUGUUAUAUGUUUGAUAAAAAUAAUUUACAGUGUACUUUUCCUAACACAGAAAUAGUGUUGCGUAUGUAUUUAGUUUGAUAGUGUCAAACCUAACCUAGCAGGGAUCGAUCCUUUUCAAAAAUGAAAUUAUUUUAAAACAGUUUACAAACUUUAAUGACAUAAUCGAGUAAUUACUAUUUUAUUUUAAAGUUUCAUUGCUCGUGAGUAUUUUUUUAUAUCAUUUAUGUAGAGGUAGUACAUAAAAAAUUCAAUUAAAAAAUAAUUUUAUUUUUGUUCUAAAACCUCUGAAGAUUAUAUGAGUCAUGCACAGAUAAAACUAUAAAUAAACAUGUCUUUAUAUUAUUAUAGAUUCUCAUAUUAUUUUUUAAACAUUACUCAGUAAAAUAUUAUAUUGUACUUAAGAACAUACUGUCAUUCAUAUUUUUAAAACUUGUAUUAGUAAAAUAAUGAUACAAAAUAUAUGGGUAUAGGUAAAUAAUAUUGUAAUACAAAUAAAUAUUUAGGUACAAUUAGUAUUAAAUUAAAAAAGAUGAGCUCAUACAUUUAAAAUUAGUUUUAUAGUGAUUAAAAACAAAAAAAAAAUGUAUACAUUAGGUAGGUAUAUAAUUAGGAUGCUUUGAUUAUAAUAUCGUUUAUAUUUUAACUAGUUAAAAUUAGUCUCAAUUUGCUAUUUUUAAUUGAGCUUUCAUUAAUAUUUUUUGGAUUUUGUGUUUUGUAGUUAGAUAAAGCCUUCUAUAUGGAACUAAUUCUUUCAUUUGCACUUCAAUAAAAGUCCCAAAUGAAGCUGUAUCAUCAUUAUAAGAGGUGGGAGUUUCUUUUUCCAAGGACUUGAAAUAUAGAGAAUAAAUAUCUUUAGUUCGCCUUUGUUUUUUUAAUUUUAAAGCCAUAAUUUUAUUGAAACUUGAAUCAGCUGUUAAAUGGUCAAUACUCUGCAAUUUUAAAAUCAUUACAAAUAAAAAAUACUAAAUACAUUUUAUUGUUUCAAAUUUUUUUUUUUUUUACAUGUAGUAUAAUCGUACCAUACUCUGGGAUCCUUCAAAUGUUUCAUCAUUGGGAGGUGUUAAAACUACAGGUUCCAUGGCCUCUUUAAAACUGCUUGUAAACAUGUAACUGAAAUAAAUUGUUUAGUAUUGAAGUUAAAAUAUGUUUUAUAAAAAACUGUCAAAAAAAGCUUACCAUUGGUUUUUUCUAUUACAAAUAUCACUUUUAAUUUCAUAAUUUACUUUAUCACAUUCAUAUUCAGUUUUUAAAGUUUCAGCAUGAUUAAUGCUAUCGCCUUUGUCAAAAAGAAAGUUUUUAAUAUUUGUAGAAAUGUGACAUUUAUCAUUUUGUUCUGUACACUCAUUAGUAUAAUAAGGUACUUCAUGACUAUUAAAAGAAAUAUCAUUUUUAUUUUUAUUUUGGGGUUCAUAUUUCGUCUUGUGUAUGCCAUUAAAAUCAAAUUUCACAAUUUCAACAUGUGUAUCAUUUUCCUGUGUACAGAUAUUUAAAUAAAAUAUAGCAAAUUGAAAAACUAAUUAAUUAAUUACCAUUAGUUUGGUUUUAAAUUGUAUAUUAGGAUUUAAUUUUGGAUUCCUUUUUUUAUUAUAUCUCUGAAAAAUAAAUAUUUUAUAAAUCUGUUGAUUAUUUUUUCUUCAAUUCAUCAUAGUAUCUUAUAUAUAAACAUUUUUAAAUGGACAUACCGGAAUUUCUUCGCGGUAUUCAAUUGUUGGAAUAGCUGUUGAUUUUAAAACUCCUUUUCCAUGUCCAACUAUAUACUCAGUUUUUUGAAAAUGAUUGCCACAUAGUCUACUGCUUUUACACGGUUUCCACUUAUUUUCUCUUCCAGUAGCAGCUAUCCAUAAAGGCAAUGUUUCUAUAUUUGUUAAAGGAAAUCUAUGAAAUAAAACAAAACAAAUAGAUUAAUUAGAAUAUAAAGAUAUAUUGUUUCUAAUUAAUUUUGACAAAUUAAACUAAUUUCCAACCUUUGGAGGUAGUUUAUAAUAAGUUAUUUAUUUAUUUGUUUUUAUUGAUUUUAAUGAGAUUACCUGUGUAGUUUGACAUUUUCUUUUAUGUAUAGGCUUUUACACCCUGUUACGCUGCACUUAUUUACCAUAAUUGUCAAUUUAAUUUAACAUGAAAUAAUUAUAUUCCGACUUCCAAAAAUAUUAGUUUUAUCAAAGUAAAUUAAACAGGUAUAAAACAUUUUCGCAUUUAGCCUAGUUCAAUUGUUUUUUUACGGGCUUGAUUUAGAAUAUCCAAUUCACUAUCACUUUUUAUGUUCUUAUACACCCCGUUUUACGAGAGAAGGUUAAGCUUUUUCGUCCGUCGCUGCGCAUCUCCCACCACUUUUGCCCGUUCGCAUACGUAACUUUAAGAGGACGUGCUACCUAAAGCUUUUCAUGUGCAACGCUCGAAAGAUGGCGUUGCGCACCGUAUCGCCAUGGCGGCAGUUGUCUGUAGUCACGCCCACCUCCUCACUGUUUCGAUGCAAACCCGCAGUUUCGUGCCAGAGCGCAUUUUAUUAUCUCAUAUUCUCUUGAUUAUUGAGUAUUGUGCAUAUUGUCUAAACAUACAAUUAAUAUUAUACCUUCGUCGUGCGUGGUUGUAUUGUACGCCAGACGUAAUAAAUGAGUGCGCCCACUCGCGAAUUGAUUACUAUUUAAACUACUGUUUAUUUCUACAUAUGUAUGUAGAAAUAAAUUAUACAAUUCCUUUUCUAACAUAACUUUUAAUCGUUUUAAUAACACUAUUAAUUUUUAUGUUAUUAAACAUUUAAGGGAUUGUGGAUACGUAUAAGUAGUCGAAGUGAAGUGGUGCGUAUUCUUUCAUAAUAAUUUGUGGUAGUUUUAAUAGAAGAUAAGACAAAUAAAAACAUAAUAUGCAUAAAUUAAUUAUUUUAAUAUCAAAAAGUUCAUAAAUUUCAUUUCGUAAAUUUAUAUAUUAGCAAAUAUCCUUGUUGUGCUCAAUGAUGGGCAUACAUUGCAUAUAAAUCGUUUGUAAAUAAAAAAAAAACAUAAUAAUAAAAUAAAAUGUAUUAGGUAUUAUUGUUAUUUUUUUUAAAUAGGUAUAUCUGACACAAUCAAGUGAUAUUUAUAAACUGGAUCUACAAUUUCUGGUGUUAAACAUUCAAAAUAAAAUUAAAUUAAAUAUUAUUAAUUAUAUAAUUCACGAAUAAAUUAGUUGAACGAGUCAGGUAUAUUUUCAUGUUUUUAAUUUAUCGAUAAUAUUGGUACUCCAAAAAUCAUGUUUAUAUUUUAUUUGUUUAACUGAAAUCCAUUGAUUUGAGGUAUCUAAUUUAGUAUUUAGAUAAAAAAAACCAGUGGAUGCCAGCCACUGUUUUGGUGGGAAGCUGGAAAUGUAGGAUUUAGAAGGGAAUUUAAUAUAUAUAUCUGUAAACAACGAUAAAUCAUUACUAACGAAAAACGAUUUUGAGCGGAGUUCAGUUUAUAGUGAUGCUUUGUUAUUAAUAUUUAAAUCAUAUGACCGUAAAAUAAUUAAAUAUAGGUAUUAUAUAUGUUUUUUAAUAAUAUUUGUUUAAUAUUACACUGAUUUUCCCGUUUGCUUACGUUAUUUUUCCGGUUUACUAAUAUAUUUCGUAAAUUUUUCCAGUUCUCAGUUUUUUUGUACUUUUCUUUUUAUUGGGAAAACUGCCGGGAAUAUCAAAAAUGACCUCCUUAAAGUACCAUCCUAAGAAAAUUUCCUUUCAAUAAUAGUGCUAUAUUAUGUACAUUGGAGUAAAUUUUCAGGUAGAAAAAGUGUUCACAUUAAAAAAAAAUAAUAAUAAAUGUCUUUGUAAAACCAAUACAUUCUUCGCUUCACUUGGAAUCUAAAAAAAACCGGUAAAUUCAGUGAACGGUGAAUAAUAUAUUACCAAAGAACAUUAUAUUAUAAUAUAUUAAGAUUUAAAUAUAUUAUAUUUAACUUUUAUUUUAGUGUUUUUUUUUUUGUCUUGCUUGUUUUGCUGCACAUUUGUUUUAUCAAAUCUGUAUAAUUCAAAAUUUGUGAGAAUAGCUUCUGUAUUUAGAACUGUAAAACUAUUAAGUUUUUCUAAAGACAUAGAUGAUCUUAAAUAAUUUUUUAUUUGAAUGAAGUGUAGAAAAAGACCUUAUAGUCGAACAAUUGGAGGUCAAAUUGGCCAGGAACUUUGUGUAAUUUGGUUUAUGCUAAACCUUACAAUGCUCUUAGCCACAUUAACGUAUGGAAAAAAUUUGCAUACUUUGCUACUAUUCGGACAUACUUUGCACGAUAGGUGCAGCCACUGUUGUUGGUGAGAUGUUGGGAAUAUAGGAUAUAAAGGGGAAAUUAAUUUAUAUCUGUAAGCAACAAUAAAUCAUUGCUUACUAAAAACGAUUCUGAGCGGAGUUCAGUUAAUAGUGAUGCUCUGUCAAAAAUAUAUAUAUCCUUUUAUAGUAAAAUAAUAAAAUAGACUUUAUAUAUUUUCUUGAAUAAAAUUUGUUUAAUGUUGUACCGAUUUUCCUAGUUUUCCUACGUUUUUCCCAUGUUUUAUCCCGAAUUUUCACAUUUGCUGGAAAAAUUAUUGGGAAAAUCAAAAAAUGACCUUUUUGAAGUACCUCCCUUGUGAAAUUUCCUUUUAGAAACAUUUCUAUCAUUGACAGUUUGAGCAAGUCUUCUGGUAGAAAAGUGGCGCACAGAUAAAAAAAAAGAUAAUAAACAUAUGUAAAACCAUAAGCAUCUUCGCUCUACUCAAAAUCUAAAACUACAAUUUAAAGAUAAAGACUGCUAAGUAUAAUAAAUAAUAGAUUUAUUACUUGCAGUCAUUAAAAGAUUAGCCAGUGAGUUGAGAAUAUAAUUAACUAAUAUUCAAUCUCAAUAUCAGUUAAUUUAUGUAAUUUUUAAUAUAGGUUGCCAUUUAAAAAUUAAAAGUGGAUAGUGGUUUUACCCCUAAAAAAAUGGGUGACAUAAAAUAAAAUUGUAUUAAAUGUUGUAGAAAAUAAAUUACGAAAAAAGUUAAUACUUUUCGAGGUAAUGAGUGUAUUGACAGAUUGAUCACCCCGUAUAUAAAAUAUAUGAAUUAUUUAUAUAAUUCAUAAUUUUUCCCAAAACAUUUUUAUAGUCGCCGUGAAAAUUUAGCGCCUUCUAACAAAUAUUAGGGGGGGAGUUAUUGUCCUCCCGAACCAUCCCCUAAAUACAUCUUUGUGUAUAAUGUAUAUUAUUAAACAUAAAUAUCAUCACACGUACUUGACCACUUUCUACAGCUUCAAUUGGGCUUGAGCUUGUUUUUGCCGAGUAAGGAGCUUUAAUUUUUAUAAAAUAUUAUAUUAUUAAAUAAUAAAACUUUGUUUUUUAAAUUGUAUCUAUUACAAUCUAGGAAUUCCGCCCAGGAAUGCAAAUUCUUCGUCUAUAAAUAAACCAUACGGUUUUAUCCGGAUUCCUGAAUUCUUUUUAACCAACUUCGUUUUAGUGCCAUUUUCCAUAUUGCUACCAUACUUAACUAAUCUAUUUUUUAUUUUAUUUAAUUAGGUAAUUUAAAUAAGGUUCAAAAAUUAAAAUUAAUUCUUAUUUUGUUAGGUUCUCGCUUAGAGGUAAAAUUUGAAUAUAUUAUAGAAUGGACUGUACUUCGUACGCAUUUUACAAAUGCGACCAAAAUUACUAGCUGUAAGUCUACAAAGCCUUUCAAGUUUCCAAAUAUCAUUAUAUGCCUGGUCUCUUGUUUUCUCUAUUUUAAAAUGGUCGACUUCGUUUAGUUUUCUAUAAAACAAACGUCAUAACCCAAUGUCGAAAGACUCACAACAUGAGGUCUGGGAGCACUAUACAUUAAAAUAAAUCAAUACUUAUGAUUAUACUCGUAUAUUAAAAUAAAAUUAUACCCAGUAAUAGUUUAUAAUGAUGAUAAUACUAACAUAAAUUACAAUAAUAGUUUAAAUAUUUACCUAAUUUUUUAUAAAAUGUGUAUGCUCAAUAAAAAAACCAUUCCAAAAUGAAAAAAGUACCUACCUGAUCUUACCAUGUAGAUAGCAACAUUUUCUUAUGUUGGCUAGAUAUUUGUAGACCCUAUCUUUUUUAUGGAAAUUAAAAUUAUGAUACUUUACUUACAAUUUUUUUUUAUGAUCAGCUCUUUCAUACAUUGACGUACAGCUUUCAUACCGGUUGCUCUUUUUUUUUGCAUGUAAUUUCUUAGGGGUCAUUUUUAUAAUUAGAAACAAUUCAAAAUCAUAACAAUAGACUAACUUUUUACUAGACAAACACUUAACUCAAAGUAAUUUGCUGAUAGGGUUGCGCAUCAUUAAUCACAUAUAGUGCAUGUAUUUAUUUUCGUUACAGUGUAUUCUAAUUUUAAAAUUAUCAUAACUAUUUAUUUUAUAUUCUGAGCGAAGUGUAGAAUGUAUUUGUUUUAUAAUGAUGGUUUUUUUUUUUAAAUUACGGUUUUUCGUAAGACUAUUAAACCAGCUCCGAUCAGAAUAGUUUUUCAUUAGAAAUGAUUAAGAUCUAUACACAUUAUGACUGACCGGAAUCCGUCCGUGCACGGGAAAAUCUUAUUUCUGUAUUUUUAAAUAUAAACAUUUAUAUUAGUCCAUUACGAUGACAGAACGGAAUACCGGGCCGAGGACGGGCACUAAAAAUGUCCUUCACGGAUAUCCGUCUGAGUUUUCCUUUGGAUCGUUGUAGUGGGAAUGAGUUGCCGGGCCGGAUAUGGAUAGAUUCACAUUUUGCUAUAUUAAUUAUUACUUAUUAUUAGUUCGAUUAUACUUAUACAGUAGGUUAGGUUAUACAGUAUUACUUAUUAUUAGUUGUCACUAUAGUCAGACUUAGUAUUUUAUAAUUUACCAGAAAUUUAAAAAAGAAGCGGAAAAAUUGAUUGAAUGUGUGCAAGCACAACUCUGGCCUGUACGAUUAAUAAAUUACAUUUUUAUAUUUAAAAUCAAAUUAUUAAAUUGUUUUCCUUAUUUUAUUAUCAUUACCAAAUUGUAGUUUUUCUUAGUCUAUAGGUUUUUAAUUUAUAAUUUAAUAAUAUAUUUAGGUACUUGCCUAGUUAGUUACCUAUAUUAAAUAUAUACAUAUAAUUACUACAGGUUGAAAGCUAAAAAAAUUAAAAUGUAUACAUCUUUAUUUAUAUAUAAAAUAAAUACAAAAAUUAAAUGAACUCAUUGUGCCAAAAAAUCAUUAAAAAGCUCCUUUACAUGAAGUGCUAAUGACUCGCAUUUCCGCUUUAAAAUUGUAUAUUAUUUAGCAUAGUUUCAUUUAAUGGUGUAUCUUCCGUAACGUUACGACUAUACGAAGAUUUACCAUCGUAUAUUUUUGUAAAGUUAUGUAAUAUACAUGAUGCUAGCACAAUAAGAUCGGCUUCGAGCAGCACUUGAUAGCAUAAUAUAUUUAAUAAAAUUCACAUUUUUACACUAAAACUGAUUCGUGCGGGAAAGAACCGAAAAGGCAACAGUUAUUAAUAGUUAUUGUAAGGACAGGAUUUAUGUUUAUACAUAUUGUUUAUGAGUUUAUGCAAAAUUAUGAAAGCAAGAAAUGUUGACGAUUCGUUUAAUUCUGAGUUUUUUUUCACAUAUAUGAGAAUAUUUCGUGGUUUAAGAAAUAUUUAGCUUAUUUUGCAUAUUUUGGAAUAUUUUAUAUAUUGUAAAAAAAAAAUUUUAAUUUUAAUAAUACGGUAGGUACCAGGUAAAAUAUAUUUUGAACAUUUACAAUUGUUUUUUUUUCAUUUUAAUAAAAAGGUUCAGUGUAUACCUAUUAUAAGUUAUUAUAUGUGGGCUCAGCAAUUCUCUUAAAAUUGAUAACAAAAAAAAAUAAAUUAUUAGAUCAGAUUGAUCAUUUAAACCUAAAAUUACGAGACCAUUACCAUAAUGAUAAUUAUAUUUUAUGUUUAAUACGUUUUGGUGGAUGUAGGUGAACUUAGAAAAUAACGAGAAAACUAAAUGAACUAAAUAUAAUAAAACUUUAUACCUUUUUUUUGAAAUCAAAAUUAUUAAAUAUAGAGAGUCGAAAAAAAAAGUUCUCAGAAUCGGGUUGUAGAUAGGUACCUAUAAUAAUAACGAUAUUAAGUUAUUAACUUAAUAUUUUUAUGAAGGAGAACUCUAAAAUUUUAAUUUUAUCAUUAAUUUCAGGGAUAAGGACUACAUAUAUUUAAAUUAGAAUUCAAGUUUUAUAUUUUGAUGAAAAAUAAAAAUUUAGCACUUUCCAAUUCUGUUAGGUUAGGUUAGGUUAGGUUAGGUAUAUUAUCUUAGUUCGUGAUACAGACUGACACACAAGCUGAUAUUAAAAAAUUAUUUGGAAUAAUUUACAUUUUUUUUGGUUGGUAUGAGAUAUUAUUUUUUGUUUUUUCUGCUUCUGACCCAAUAUAAAUUACCGUUCACUAAACAUAAUAGAUAACCUGCAAUGCUGCAGUUGUUUUCAUACUGAGAAUAAUAUCAACAUAUUUGUUUAUCAUUAAUCAUUAUCAACCAUUCAAGUGUCCUAAUAUUUUCUUUUGCACUUUUCCAAUCACGUGUAAUGUGAUUUAAGUUUUUAAAUUAAGUUACCCUUAUUAUUAUGUUCAUAUUAUAUUUCUACUCUUACUUAAGUGCACUAUUAUUCUAUUUUAAUAUGUAUGUAUCACUAAUAUUAUUUAAGGAAUGUUGUAAAAAAAAAAAAAUUGUACGUUAAAGCAUAUAUUGAUGUUCAUUGAUAAUUUUUGCAUAUUUUUCAAACUUCUAAGAGAAUAUAAUUUACCUAUUAAUAAUAUACCUAUCUGCUUUUUUGAUAUCGAAUUAUUACUUAAUACCUAGCUAUGUACAAUUGAUUCCGAUACAAGAUCACUACCUACAAUAGGAGGCAAUUCGAGUUAAUGAUAUUUUUGAAAUCUGGAGGUAAUUCGAGUAAACUUUUAAAAAAAAUUAUUCACCGGCGGCAAUUCGAGAGUCAGGUAGGAAGUAAUUCGUGUGCGCCCCAUAAUUUAGGUCUUAGGUGUUUUAAGAGAAUAUAAAUCCGGUCUUUAGUUAUUAGUAAUAACUUAUUACUAACAAAUUUACGGAGGUACGACGCCCUCUUAACAUUCUAACAGCGCUGUCCUAUCACCCCAUGAACUUUUUUUUUAUGCUUUUGUUUGAAGUUCCUUGGUAGUUUCACUUUUUUCAGAAAAAAAAAAGGUAGUGCAUAGUUGGUUUUAAUUUUUAGUCAUGUUAAUUAUUAUCAUACAAGUAAAAUAUGUUAAGUAAAUACUAUAGUUAUAGUAAUUAUCUAUAGAUAAUGCAUAAUUAAUAUUAUUAAAAAAAGGUGCCAAUGGACUAUCAUAUUUCAGUCCUUUAUAUUCCGAUAUCUAUGUUAUAAACGCGAUCAUCGGCAUAUUAAUAUAUUAUCAAUAGUAUUAAUAGUUAUGCAGCUUUUAGCUAUGCUAUUAUAAAACUUUUUAUAUUGAUACACAUGCUUAAUUGCUUUAAUAAUUUUAAUAAUUUCAUGUUUUAGAUUCUGAGUGGAGCGAAGAAGCUUAUAGUUUUACACUGGUGUGUUCCUUGCUGCUCUAAAAAUUUGUUCUAUUACUUCUCUCCUUAUAUCUGGUGAUCCUCUCUAAAUUAUCUCUAAUUACCGCCCAAUUACCAUCCUUUUUCAUCUUUCUAAGUUUUUUGAAUAGAUCAUUUUAAACUCUAUAUAUCUCCCUCUCAAUGUUGAUAAAACCACAUGGAUUUCGUCCCGGCUCUUCUACUACAACAUGUAACUUAGUGUUGAAUACUUAUAUUUAUGACUCUUUUCGUGAUCGCCAACAAGUUGAUGUACUUUAUACACGUUUUUCCUAAGCGUUCGAUCUCGUGGACCACUCUCUCAUUAUCAAAAAUUUAAACCGUCUUGGUAUCGGCGAUCCGUUACUUCUUUGGCUUUACUCUUAUCUAUCUCACCGUCAUUUCUAUGUCUCUGUUCUUGGUUCGUCUUCAACUAAAUUUGUUCCUUCUUCCGGCGUGCCCCAAGGAGCUGUACUUUCCCCUCUCCUUUUUGCCCUCUUUGUUAAUUCAGCUCCUCUGUUCUUCGUCAUUCCAACUUCUAAAAUUUGCUGAUGACCUAAAAUUGUACCUCCGAAUUAAUUCUAUUAAUGAUUGUUUUCUUCAACAGAAUUUUACCAAUUUAGUAUUGUGGGUUGAGUCUCUCGGUUUUUCCUUAAGAUUUUUCCUUUUUCCGUACCCACUCUCAUAUGUAUUUUCCUUACGCCAUUCAUAAUAUCCCUAUUUUACAGUCAAGAAAAUCUAUUCGUAACCUAGGUUUUACGUUCACUCGUGACCUUUUCUCUACGAUGCACAUCGAGGAUAUUUGCUGCAGAGCACUUAAGAUUCUUGUUUUGCCCUUCGGUCCUCUGCUGCGUUCUAACUUUUAUCCCCCCCCUCAAUUCCCUCUACUGUAUUCUGGUUUGUCCUCUGCGCGAAUACGGCAGUGGUAUUUGGGACCCCUCUACCGCUUGUGCCAGUGCUUCUGUUGAACGUAUCCAGAGAAAAUUCUUCCGCAUUGUAGCUUAUAGUCUUAAUAUUUCUCAUCCUCCUCAUGGUUACACACCUGUUAUUCGUGCCCUGAAUAUUUCUUCAUUAAUUGACCAUCAGUAUGUUUCUAAUCUCUCCUUUUCGCCAAAAUCGAUUCUCCUUUUCUCUUAUCUCUAAUGAAUUUCCUCGCCCUAUCUCGUACCACUCGCUGUUCUGUCCCCUUCCACAUUCCUAGAUCCUCCUCUAAUUACCUUAACAAUUCUCCUCUUUUCCAUUUCAUAUGUGUAGUAAAUAUUGACACCUUCUUUUCCUUAUAAUCAUAUUUAUUAAUAUUGUUAUUUUGUUAGAUGUGUAAGUUUAUAUAAAAUUUUAUUAAACAGUAUGAGAAGUUCUAAAAAAGACUUGGAUAAUGAAGCUUUGAUAGGAAAAAAUCUGGAUGAAGUCAGUAAUUGGCUUGUGCAAUGGAGAAUGGCACAUAAUGGAGAAGGACUAAGGAUAAGUAGAAGUAAAACAGAGUAUAUGUUUGAAGGAAUAGGGUAAGAUAAUUGAGCGAAAACAAGAGGUUAUAGACUAGGUGAGUGUUUUAAGUACCUGGGAUCUUUUGUACAAAAGAACAAUGGCUUUCAUGAAGAUGUGAAAUAUAGUAUUAAGUGUGGUUUCACAAUUUCAGGUCACUUCAAAUACCUUUCACUGAAUUACAAAAAAAAAAAAAAAAAAAAUCAAAAUCAAUCUUAACAGACAUUUUUGUUCCGUAACUAUUUCCGUUUUUUCCUGUUUUCCAACAUUAUAAUGAAAAGUAUAAAGUCUAACGCAGCAAUUAGAAAAACCAUUUUUCUACCAAAAACCAUCACUGAUGUUGAUAAUUGGAGUAAGAUUUCUGGGGUGAAAAGAUGUUAAAAAUGAUUAUUAGUCUUCUUAUUAAUUUUAAAUUUUAAUUUAUCUCCGUUUAAAGAAAAAUAGCUCUUCAAAGGGAGGGUAAACUCCCUCAAAUGUGUCACUGAAAACUGCUCAGUAAACAGGAUUUUUGAAGCAAAACUUAUGUAAAUCUGACAAAAAAAAAUUAUUGAGUGUCAAAUUAAUUUUGUGUUUCUUUAUAGACUACGACUUAUCAUUAUUUCUUUUUUUUUUUUCACAGAUUUAUCAAAUUCAAAAUAUUCAUCUAAUCGACGUAAUGGAAAACCUAUUUCUGUUCAGCCUCAAAGAGUUGAAACUAACCGUAAUGCUGGUUUUAAAAAAAAUUCAAAUAACUUUAAGCAGCCACAACCUCGAGCUAGUCUCUUUUGUAGAAAGAAGGGUUCCGAGGUUUGUAUAAAACGUAGAUAAAAUUUAAUUUUGACCUUUAAGUAGCCAAUAUAAGUAGAUACUUUUUAUCACUUAUUAGUUACAAUAUUCAUGAAUGAGUAAAAAAUAUAAUGCAAACACAAGUGAAGCAUUUGAUGGUAAGAUCAUUUUUAUAAAAUUAAUUUCUAUCAAUAAUUUUUAGGUAACUGAAUCAUUAAAUGAUGCUGAAGAAGAUGAUAUUUUGCCUUUACUAAGGCACAGGGAAAAUACUAAAACAUGGAAUAUACGUACUAGUUAUGGAUCCAGGAAAAAAGAAUUGCCUCAUAAAUUCAAUGUGAAACACUUUUUAAUUGCAAAGUAAUUGUAUAUAAUGUAAAUACCAAUAUUAUAUACUAAUAAAUCAUUUUGUGUAAAUAGCUGUCAAUUUGUAGUCAAAUUUGGAAUAGAUUAUACUCAAUGGAUGUGUGAUCAGGAUGAGAUUGUUCAUUGGGACUGUAUUGAACAAAUAGUAAGUUAAGUUGGAUUAAUAUAGUUUUAGUUAAUUAUGGAUCAUAGUUUUGUAAAAUAAUGUUGUAUAUCUAUUGUUUAAUAUAUAAUUGUUUAAACAAUGACAAUAAUAUGCUUUUUAAAUUUAUUUCAGAAAAUGUUUUCCACCCAAUUUAUAAAGUGUCCUAUUUGUAUGGACAUACCAAUAACACCAAAAAUGACCCGUUGUGGUCAUAUCUAUUGUUGGCCUUGUAUUUUACGAUAUUUGGAUAUAAAUAAUGAACUAGAUGUUGCAGGCUGUCCAAUAUGCCAUGCUAGUAUAUUAAAAAAGGAAUUACAAAGGUAUAUUUAAUGAAUAUAAAUAAUGUAUAUACUAACCAAAGUAUUGAGUAUUGCAUAAAUACAUGUGUUAUGUAAUAAUUAUUUUUGGUAAAGUAGCAUCUAUAAUAUAUAUUAUCAACAAUCUCAGUUGAAUGUUGUAUAAAACUAUAUUUAAAUAUAUUAUAGUACAUUUAUUAUAACUUCUUCCUUAUUUAUAUCUUUCAUGCUCCUAUAACAUUGCCAAGUAUACCUUUAAAGUUCCUUCUUGUGAAACACGAAACUAAGUUUUAUUAAUGCUCUCUACAAUGUUAAUAAUAUUGUGCUAAUAGUAUUUAAUCAUAGAUUAGUUGGUUACUUUAUGUUAAAUAUAAUAAACAAAUAUAAAUUAAAAUUAUGAUCUACAUUUUUAACAAUAAUCUAUUUAUUUAUUUAUCUUUUGGAAAAUUUAGAUACCUCAACUAUUAUGAUUUUACAUGAUAAACAUAUGUUGUUAAGCAUAGUUAAUUAUUGUUAACAGUCCCUGACAGAAACUUGACAAUUAGAGUGUUAUCUAUACUGAAAGAAUAUGAAAAAAUUCAAAAUAAUAUCAUAGAAUAAUGUAUUGUAAUAUAUUGAGAAAGCAAAUUUAAAUUAUUUGUUGUUUUUCUUUUUUUUUUUAAGUGUGGAAAUAAUUAUCAAAGAAGAAUGCUGUGUUGGACAACCUAUCACGUUGCAGUUAAUGAAGCGUGCUAGACAUUCUUUACAAGUGUACCCGAUUUCUGAACUCAGACAAAAUGUUUAUGAACCAUUAGAUAAUAUUCCUUUGUCACUUAGUGAAGUUAAUUUUUCUACUGCAUAUUCCAGACUGCUUGUUGGUGAUAAAAAUCUAGUUAGUAUUAAAAAUUUUAAAGUAUAAGCAAAUAUUACUUUAAUAAUGCUCAAUUUUAAUUUUAGGUUUUAAAUAUAUUAAACAAAGAAAGGGAAGAACUAGUACUACUUUUAGACCACUGGGAAACUGAAGAUGUUGAAAAGAAAUAUAUAUUUGAAGCUCUUGAGUUAUUGUCAACAAGAGAAAAUGUUUUAAUGAAUGAAGAACCAGUAAGUGUAUAACAUUUAACAUUAUAACAUUGUUUUUCUCAUUUUGAACUGUAGCAUGGGGAGGGGGGUUUGUGUUGCAUUACUUCUUUCCCCCCCCUGCCCCCAAUAAAUUUAAUAGUAGAUCUAUCAGUUGCACGAAUAAUAUGACAAAUUAUUAAUUAAAUUGUCAUUAUAUAGUGUAAUAUUGUGCACGGGGAAAGGUUGUGUGAGACAAUUAGUCCUAAUAAUUGCUUUUAAAAUAAUUAAUAAUUAUUUGUAUUUAAGAUUUAUUAAUUUCAAUGUAUAUUUUUUCUUUUAAGAAUAUGGAUGUUAAAGAAAUAGAAUGUGAAUCAGUGAAUUCUAUAUUAAGUACCAGUUUAGGAUCAUGUCCAGUAAUUUUAAUAUUGCUACCAAAAAAUAAAGAUUUAAACUAAAUAAAAAUUUUUAUUUUGUAGUUAUACUUACAGAACUUUUUUGAAGUUCCUGGAUGUUCUUACAGUGCUUCUAGUGUUUUAGAUGAAAAUCCAAGUUUACACAGUUCACAAUUAAAGUAAGAAUAUACAAAACUUAAUGUAUUUUAACAAUAACAGUAAUGCAGUAAUGAUUAUUAUUUUAACAUGGUCAAGAUGCACUAUUUUUAAUAUAUAUACCUUGGUACUGGUCAAAAUUAAGUUUUUUUUUUCUAGGACAAUUUUUUUUAGUGGAUAUGAAAUAUAAGAACUAUAAUAAGAUUUAGAUUUUACAUUCAUAUACAAUAAAAUACACUGGGAAACGCUGAUGAAAAAAAUAGACUAAAACUUAAUAAUGCUAAUCAAAUUAAAAUAAAUGUAGAAAUCACACCUUGCGGUAAUUAUUUCUACAUGCGAAUAAACAAAAUGAUGUAAAAACACAGUGAACGUAUUAAUAAACAGAUGCAUUAAUCAGAAUUUCCAUUAUUUGAUAUUUAUUUAUUUAUUGCUGUCAACCAUUUUAAUAUAAAUAUAAAUUUAAAUGGUGUUCCAUGAUUACCUGCCAUUUGAAAUAACUUGUUCUAUUCAAUAUUUUCUUUAUAUAUUUUUUCUUUAAAUAAUUAGUAUGCCUCUAUGCUACUGUUAAUAUUUGAAAACUAUUUAUUAGGAAAGUACUUAAAAUUUUUUUAAAAAAAUUAAAAAUAGCCAUUUUGUAAAAUUCAUUUUUAGAAAAUUUUUGAUGGUUGAAACUUUUGUUAAGUAUGGUUUUUUAUUUUCUGAGAUUUGUUGGAAAUUUUUGCAAAUGUGAAUAUUACCUAUUGCGGUUAUUCUAUUACAAUAUUUAAUCAGUUAUUAGUCAGGGCCACAAAUUAAGAAAGAACUGGACUAGUAAAAAAUAGGUUGGCUGGGUGGUGGUGUUGAUCAUCAAAUGUUUUCAAUUCAAAAGUAUAAGGUACAAGUAUUUCGGUUUUUUAAACAACUGAGAAAAUCAAAAAAUGACCUCCCUAUUGUACCUCCAUAGUAAAAAUUCCUUUUAGAAACAUUGCUAUCAUUAAAAGUUUUAGCAAAAGUGCUGGCAUAAAAAUUAUCCACAGAAUAAAAAAACGUAAAUUAUAUUUCAUAAAUUUUCCCAUUUUUUUUUUUUCAGUUUUUUCAAAUUUGAUAAGAAAACUUUAAAAAAAAUCAAAAAAUGACCUUCUUAAGACCUCCCCACGCUGAUUUGAAAUGAGUGGUAUAUAAUAAUAUAUAUAAUAACAUAAUAAAUUAAUAUAAGAAAAUAAGUCUUAAGUUUUUGUAUACUAAAUAACGAUUUGUACAAAUUUUAGCUUAAUUAUACAUCUCUUAAAUAAAGCAGCUAUGAAAAAGUACAGAUCAAUGUUUAAAGAUUUACAUAAUUUGGUACAUUUACAAUUGUACUUUGUUGUCCUAAUACAGUAUUGGAUUUAUACAAAUUAAGGUUAGAAGAAAUUAUAUUUCUAGUAAGAAAUUUAUGUUAAGUCUCACAUAAUGUUUAUAUUCAUACAUAGUAAAUAAAAAGUUCUUUUAGUAUAGUUUAUAGAUAAUAAAUACAUUCAAUUCUAAAUGACUGAAGAUAAAGUCUUGAUUUGCACAGGAUUAAUUUUAUAAAACUAAUUAAAGUGAUAAUUCAAUGUUUUAAAUGUGAAUAGGUGCCACCCCAGAAUAUAAUGCCAUAUGAGAUAAUAGACAGGAAUAUAUAUUGACAAAUAUACUGUUCUAAUUAAUUUUAUUUAUUUAUUAUAUUACAACUUAUUAACAAUUUAAAUUGAUAUUGUAAUUUCCUAAUAAUUUGGACUAAAUAUAGAAUAUGGUGAUAUAAUUUAAUAGAUUUGUAAAUGAUUAUACCAAGAUAUUUUAUCUAUAUGGUUAAUAAUAGUACAAUUACAGGGUUCUAAACCUAACUUGCAAUAUUAUAAGAAUGAGCAUGUAUGUUUUUGUCGUUUAUCAACAUUUAUAUUGAUAUAAUUAGACUUUUAGGUUUAAAUUAAGCAUAUAACAUUAACUACUGUAUUAUCCACUAUCUUAUUAUAAUUUUAGUGGCUGUAAUAUGAUUUAAUUUUUUUACAUUCCAUAAAAGAAAUAAUGAAAAUUAUUACAAAAUUCUGUUACCGCAUGGUGAUAAGUUGAAUUCAAUUCAACUUUUUGGUAUCAUUGGUAUGGACAGUAUACCAUCAAUACAAACGAGGUAGUACCUAGUAUCAAUUAAAUCAUUGGGCUAAUCAGAAUAAGUAGAUUAAUACACACUGCACAGGACACGGUACAUGGUAUAAUGAAAAUUCGGCUUUAGUAAUUAGUUAUUCAUUUUGGUUUAACAAAGACGUUUAUUUUUAUUGUAUUUUUUUAUACUAUGUAAAGAAAUUCUACCAGAAAACUUUUUCCAAUAUAUAUAGAGUAUAACAUUUUUUGAAAGCAAAUUUUCCCAGGGUGGCACUUUGGGAAGGUCAUUGGUUGAUUUUCACAGUAGUUAUUUCAAUAAAUGGAAAAAUAAAUACAAUAUUAAACAAAUAUUUUUAAAGAAAGUAUAUAAUGCAUAUGUAAUUAUUUUACCAUAAUGUUACUCAUACCGGGUGAUUUUUUAUGUUGUUAAAUUUUCAUUAUUUCCAAAAGUAUUGACUAUUUUUGGAAUUUAUUUUUGUGGGUGAAAUGACUACCUACUCUUGAUUCUGAAGACAACCUUAAGAAGGAUGUCUCAAAUAGAUGGAGAAUUAGUUAAAAUACAUUUUUGGUGUUAACAUUUUUGAUGUCAGUCAUUACAUUUAAGAGAUAAUCUACUUUUAUGUUUGAUUUGGAGGAGACCUAGUGGUGCAUUAUUAAAACGCCGCGUGCUAUACCACCCCUCAAAUGAUUCUCACUAUUCUCUUCCGACCCAAAUUUAAAAGUGAAAUAUCUUGUCAACAGAUUGACGGAAAUUAAAAAUGUCAACACCAAAAUGUAUUUUAUUUACUAUUCAUUUAAUUUAUUUAUAGCAUUUUUAAUAUAGUUCACUAUAUGAAAAUCAAAAUUAAAUAGUUGUUCUAUACCCAAAAAUUAGGGUGACAAAAAAUAAUUAUAAUUUAAAAUUGUAGAGCUACUUUUAAUUCUUAAAUUUUUUAUAACACAGAUUCCUAAAAAAAAAAAAUACUUUUCUUGACAAUGAGUGUUUACAAUAAAGUAAUCAACGGUAUAUUAUUGACAAAGCAACACUAUUAACUAAUUCUGCUCAGAAUCGUUUAUUUGUUAGCAAUUGUUAAUUCUUGCGUUCAGAUAUACAUUAAAUAUCCCCUCUACCCUCCCCACUUUUUAAUUUUUAGAUCCCCAAAAAUUGUGUAAAAUUAAUUUCUUGUUCAGAUAUACUCUUAACAAAAUAUUUUUAUUUAAUUAUUUAGGACAGGGUCAUUAUAAUAUAGGUUGCUAUCUGAAAAUCAAGAGGAUAGUGGUUUAAUCCUCAAAAUAAGGAUGUCAAAAAAUACUGGUGUAUAAUAUUUUUCAACUACAUGUUUCUCAAAUUGUCAAAAAAAAAAAAGUUUUUGAGAAUAAUAUUUUUGUUUAUUAUUUUUUUUAGUAAAAUCAACUUAACCUCAACCAAUGUUCAAGAUGUAUUACAAAACAAGCAAGUUAAAAAAGAUUUUUAUUUUUAUCAAGGUAAAUUUUUAGUUUAUUUAAAAUAUAUUUUAUUUGAUAUUUUUAAUUGUUUUAUUAAUUUCAAUAGCAAUGGAUGGACAGCAUAUAUAUUUAUCAGCAGUUAAUAUAGAAAUGUUGGAAAGUAUGUUUGGUAGCCUUGAAAAUUGUCCACUACAGAUAGAAGCUAUUGUAAUAGAAAAACAAUACUUAUCAAUGACAGAAACAUUAAGAAAGCGUUAUAGAUUUCUAUUACAUUUACCUAUAACAACUGUUUUUGAAUGGGUCGAGAUAGAUUUGACUAAUAUAGUUAAUCAAGAAACCUUAUUUAUAUUUAAAAGUAAUUAGUUAUAAUAAGAAUGGUUUGGUUAUUAAUCAAUAAAUAAUAAUAUUUAUAAAAGACAAUUUUUUCCUAACCUAUUUAUUUCUUAUGGAUGUCAAAAUAUUGAUGUCGUUUAAACUUAUUUAUUUUUCACAAGUAUUAUUACUGUUAAAUAAUUUCAUUCACUUAGUUAUAAUUUAUAAAAAUAAAAAGUUACUAUUGAGAACUAAAAACAAAAUUUUAAAUUACUUAGGCAAUUUGGACGAAAGAAAAGCUAAAAGGGAUAGACGUGCUCGUGAUGAACAACGCCUUGCUAAACGCAUUGAAGAAAAAAAUAACCUUGGAAAUAAAAAAAUGCAGUCACCACCUCCAGAAUGGCAUAACAGGAAUUUAUUUCCAGAAUGUGGUUAUGACCCAUUUGCUGAUAAGAGGUACUAUUAUUUAUUUUUACCAUGAUUAUAUAGAACAGGUUAUGCAACACGGGCGGAAUUUGCACUCAGAACUUAUUAGGGUUGUGUUGUUCCAUUAUCCCUCAAUCACUGUAUGCUGAAAAUGAUGCAUUUAGAAUUUUCUGAAACUAUUAUUUUAUAAGUUAAACACUAAACUGUAGUUAUUUAUGUCACUAUACAUAAUACGCAGAACAAACAAUUGUGAAUCUUCUUUGCGUGCCAGUCAGUGACAUUUAAAUUCCUUUUUUUGUCCUAAUAAUCAGCAGUUUAAAUUUUAUUGUCUUCUUAUAACAGAUGGCUAAACUAGACAUUCAAUGUACUUUUGAGCAAGCGCCCCGUUUUGUGCCUAUUAAUUUAUAUUUGUUUCUUGUUAUACAUUUUUUCCUGGUAUCCUCACAGUGUACUUUAUAUGUAAUAGCACAUUCUAGUUUCAUUUCUAAAUAUUUAGGGUUAUCCACAUGAUUGUGAGUGUAAGAUACUUACUGUGCACAAAUUAUAGUAAUUUGAAGUUUUCAAUAUUUAAGGUAAGUAUUCUUCUUUCAAAAUAAGCAGUUUUUUCUUCGUCACCUUUAGUAGUCAACCAAGUUUCACACACAUUAUAAAUAAAUACAAAUUACCCUACAUUUUUAUUAUUUAGCUAUAAUUGUGAUAGAAAAGAUUUACAAAUUAGUUAUCAGAAUAACAUUUUUUUUCAUUGAUUGACUUUGACUUUUGGAUAUUUAGGUCUUGGGAAUAUGCAAGGUAUAAUAUCCCUAUUCAACUUUAUAAAACUUAGAUUCAUUAUUAUUAUUGAUAUUUGCUGCAACUAUAAUUAUUAAAAUAUACAUUCCAACAUUUUUGGUUAAAUUAAGGUUGGAGCAGCAACCGGUAUAGCUUUCACUUAUUUAACUUAUAGAAUUUUUUGGGGAUUUGAUCUGUAUCCCGAUUUACAGUACACGACAACAUGUUUAUAAUAGCAUGUUUUACAAUUUCAUAAUAAAGAUCUGAUUACCUAUAAAGAAUUUUAAAUUUAUAAUAAAUGAUUAUAUUUGUGAAUAAAUGUAAUAUAUUCCAGCUAUCUAUCUAAACUACUAGAUAGCAUGUUUGACUAGUAGCACUGACUUAGUGGAGACCAUUAACAGUAAUGAGUUAUGACCGGGCAGUCACGUAUAAAUCAUAUUAUCUACGGCUAACCUGUUUUAUAAUCAUGAUUUCUGCUUUACUUUUUUAUGAUGUACCUAAUGUAUAUUUUAUAUUUUUAUAGUAUGAUUCCUUUGACUGAAUCAAUUGGAAUAACUCGGGAGUCAUCUGCUGUGAAUACUUCUAAUAGUUCACCUAAUAGUUUAUCAUUUGCAAAGGUACAUAUUAUAUGAUAUUUUAUAAUAUAAUUCUUUUAAAUAUAUUUAUAUGAAUGUUGUUUAUUUGUUUCAAAAUUAAUACUUUUGUUCUAGGCAUUAUUGAAUGAGAACCCGUCAAUUAAUUGUUCUUCAGAUAGAGUUUUAACAAAUGCUUCUUCUCAGUGGCCAGUACUUGGUUCUAGACCAAAUUCUAUGUCUAUGAAUGAUGUAUUGGAAGACGCUAUUGCGAACAUAAAUUUACAUGGUACAUUUUUUAAAUUGUUAUAUUAUUUUUCAUAGUAGAUAGUCUGAUUAUCAUUAAAUUUGAUAAUAUGCCAAUCAAUUAAUAAUACAAACUGAUAUGAUAAAAUAUGUGUUAAGGUCCUCACACACAACUGUAGCAGUCGCUGUGGUUUGUAUUCUUCUGAUUAACAAAACGUACAUUUUUUUUUCUGAUAAUCAAAAUUAUAAUUAUAACUUAAACAGUAAUUAAGCUAUGAGCUCCACAUUAGUCUCCACUAUUUCUUUUUAUAGUUUAUUAAAUUAUAUUAUUUUUUCAUUAUUUAUGCGUUGGGUUUCUCUUCAUUAUAUCUGUUGGAAAAUCCUAUAAAAUACAAACUAGUUACCAACAUUAAUUAAUAUUAAUAUAAUACAAACUCGAGUAUUUUAAUGUGCCCUAUGCCCUUGCCUCUGUCAGCAAAAUAUGAAUAUAUGGCCUGUGACUCCUUGUGCCAUGCCUUGUACUUAUAUAUUGUCUGGCUGUCAUUACGUGGGGUUAAAAUUGAUCAUGGAAUAAUUUUAUUUACGUUAUUUUACUGCAUUAUCCAUCACAGUUUUCACUGUGGUCAUGUGUAGGCUUAUUAUUAAAUAUAUGUGUACCAUUAUAUUACCACUACUAUUUUUACUUGUGCGGACCUUUAACAUAAUAUGUACCAAUGUAUAUGAAUGUAAAACAAAUUUGUUAAAAUUAAAAUCUAAUAUACAGGUGUCCAACCAUUGUGAUAUCUCGGAAAGUAUUAACUUUUUUUUCACACUAUUUUCAUAAGUGAAAGACUUGAUUUUCAUUAGGCAAUAUUCAUAAAAGAAAUGGUGUUAAAAUGUUUGAUUUCCCUGAAUCUAUUGAUAAGAUAUUGUAAUUUUUAUAUUGAAUACCUGGAUAGUAGUAAUUCACCACAUAAAUAAUGUUCCAUUAAUUUUUCACUACCCAAAAUUUAAAGUGGAAUCUCAUCAAUGGGUUGACAAAAAUUAAAAGUAGGUCCUCAAAAACGUUUUAUCCCCCUCCCCUCCAAAAAAAAAAAAAAUAAGGGUAACAAAAACUUAUGCCCUUAUAACAUUUUAGAGCUGCCUGUUUUUUAAAUUGUCUAUACAAAUUUUACUUUCCUAGAUAUUGUAAUGUAGAGAUGAGACUAGUCGUUCAAUAAACGAUUUUGUUCAUUUGUAUAUGUUCAACUACAUAUAAUUUAUUUAAUUUAUGAUUAUAUUUUUCUUCUUUGAUUUUAACACCUUUAGUUACAACAUGGUUUUAUAAGUCACUUCUCCUGUACAUUCAAAGUCAACUUGUCCAAACUUUAAAUCGUUCUAAUACAAAAACUAAUAUAUUUAAGGUUAACUAUCGAUUUUGAAUCCUUCACUUGGGUGAACAGUUUAUUUGAACUAGUUUAUUCACAUCUCUAUUGCCAGUAGGUAUAUCUUUAUAGGACACUUCACUUAUUAGACAAACGUGAGUGUGUGUAUGACAAAAAUAUGCAGGGGUAAGAUUCACAAAUUAGGGUAUCUUAUUAAUAUGUGGCAGAAUUUACCAUGUUGCACUUGUAAGGGUAUAAUGUUGUGUAUUUAGGCUACUUUAAAUGAUAUAAAAUUGUAUUAAUUAGCUGAUCAGUAGUUAAAUUAAUGAAAUGUGGUUACACCCAUUGUUUAUUUUUUGUUAUCCAUAUAUUAAUUAACAACAAAAUCUUUAUAAUUGCAGAUGGUAUCAAGAAAUCAAAAAAUAAGAAAAAAAAACGUAGCAAAUAUGAACCAAUAUUUUGAAAUUAUACAUUAUUUAAACUUACGCAUAAAUAUUGCAUAAUUAUAUUAGUUUCAUUUAGAUAUUUAUAAUUGCUGAUUAAAAGUUUUAUAGUAAGUAAACUUAAUAAUAAAAAAGGAACUUAAAAUUAAUAUUGUUUAGUUUUCAUUUCUUCUAUGUUAUAAUGUUAUUUAUUAUGUUAACUCUGUUAAAAUAUAUUAAUUUAAUCUAUAAUGUCUAAAUCAAUUUAAACAAAAAUAUUUAAAAAUAUAAUAUAUUGUGAACGCCAUACAA